AUGACGGUGAAAAAGUUGCGCCCCUCCGCGCUGCUACCAAAGCUUACAGUGAACAAGAAGUAUAUUAAGAAGGUAAAAUUCAUUGCCAAGAAGAAGGAGGCGGCAGCAGCAGCAGAAAGGGGACUUAGUAGUCUGAGUAGGAAGCAGGGAAAGAAGAAGAAGAAGGUAAAGCGGGCUGGCAAAGGAACAAAGAAGAAGGAUGUCAAGUCCAGUGCGAAGAAAUCAUCUCUGACGACGGUGAAGGAGAAAAAGAAAAAGGGUCUUGUCACCAGUGCGGCAAAGAAAGUAACAAAGAAGAAAAAGAGAGUAAUCAGCGAAAAGGAGGCCCCAUCUGGUGAUGAACCACAACAACAACAAUUACAAGAAGAGAAAAAGAAAAAUAUUUCACAGGAGGAAAUAGACAAGACAUUAAUUCAGCGGGCCAUUCGCGGUGAAGAGGAACACUUUAAUGGCUCCACCUCCUCCUCUGCUGCUGCUGCUGCUGCUGGAUUGGAGUUUGGUGAGUUGCUCCAACACCCAUACCUCCCAUUCCUUGAGGACUACGCCGAGCAGAAACGCAGUGAAUUGGUCUCCGCAGACACUCUUCUACAGGGGGCUCAUGAGUACUUCAAAGAUCUCGGGAAAAAGGAAUCCGCCAUGCGUCGAGCAGCGGCAAAGCGUUUGCGUGAGUUAAAAGAAAUUAACCGUCGAGGUGGUGAUAAGGAUGGUUUCCGCUACGUUGUGCCACGAAAUGUGAAGGAGGUGGUGCGGCAAAUGUCGCAACAGCAGGCGGUGGAUGUGGAUACGUCCAACUUGACCUCAACAUUCCGCGAAGAGCAGACAAAUGAGGCGGAUGAACGGCCAAUGCACCGCCGUAGACGUAAGAAUAGUUGUUACUCUGAUUUUUAUCAGUUUCAGGUAAGUAAGCGCUGGACACGCAAUGCAGAGAACUUCCUAAAUAAAGGACGUGCCCAUAAGUCGAUGUUUGGGGCAGCACGACAGCAGCGCUCGCUCAAAAAGUUCUAA
Messenger RNA from Trypanosoma theileri, 1005 nucleotides. RefSeq lists its product as uncharacterized. The coding region runs from base 1 to 1005 and encodes 334 amino acids. NCBI's taxonomy places the organism in Eukaryota, Euglenozoa, Kinetoplastea, Trypanosomatida, Trypanosomatidae. The transcript has a single exon. The record is from RefSeq and is a predicted model, not a curated record.